Molecule: messenger RNA, 1040 nt
Organism: Rubroshorea leprosula
Lineage: Eukaryota; Viridiplantae; Streptophyta; Magnoliopsida; Malvales; Dipterocarpaceae
Source: the annotation of a GenBank genome assembly
AAGGUUUUAGGCCACACGAAGGCAGAGGCGUCGGUAGGAUAAUUCAUUUCGUGUUCCCUGCGCGGCACAAGUGAUAUUUAUUAGUAGUAGAAAAAUGUCGACAAAGAAUAAUUUGGCAAAGAGAAAAAAAGCAGCACGAAUUCGAUCUUCAGAGAGAGAAGCAAGAGAGGGAGAAGAGGGCCAAGUAGUUUCAAGCAAAGGAAAAUAAGAUGAAAGUGGAUGGUAGUGAGAAGAAGAGGAAGGGUGGAAGUGGGUUUCAGGUAGGGAAGAGAAAAGUGAAGACCAAGUUGACAGCAGUGGCAAAAGCUAAAGCUGCACAGGCAAUGUAGCUUGACAAAUGAGGUUCAUGUUGAAUCCCUGUAGCUGCAAGUGGAAAAUUAUUGAGCCAUUUUGUUUUCGUAUUCAUAGUGGCAAUAUGCCUUUUGUUUUUGUGUCUUUGUCAGUCCAAGAAAGUCCAACGUUAGCCUGAUAACUAUGAUUCUUGUAAUGACAAAAUCAUUUCAUGCUUAUAGAUAUCAUUCUCUUGUGUUGUUGGAGAUAAUCUGCAUAUUAGCUUGAAAUCAUUGGAUGGUGUGGAAGUAUAUAUAUGCUGCUCGUUUUGGGAUAAUGUACUUUUCACUACCACAUUAUGAUUUCAUGUGUUAUUUAAUAUGUGCCAUGUAUAUCUCUUAUAGUAGUAUUUAUUUUCUUCAAUAAAACUUAGGGAAAUAUAUAUAUAUAUAUAUAUAUUCAUGAGCUGGAAAAUAUUGAAUCUUGUGACACAAUAAUUCUUGAUAACUAUGAUUCUUUUGAGGACAAAAUCAUUUCAUGCUUAUACAGAUAUCACUCUCUUGUGUUUUUGGUUCAUAUUUAACAAGUUUCCUUUUGGAGAUAAUCUGUAUGUUAGCUUGAAAUCAUUAGAUGGUGUGGAAGUAUAUAUAUGCUGUUCGCUUUGGGACACUGUACCUGACCUCUGUGGCUUUUGUGGUCACCACCACAUUGACAUUAUGAUUUCAUGUUCUAUGUUGUAUGUGUUGUUUAUAUCUCUUUAUAGGAGUAUU